AUGCAACUGUCGAUGGGUGCCCUUCUCCCAGGCCAGAGGAUACGUUCCUCACCCAUCACCCUCCCACCAAACACUGGAAUGUCCCUCGGAGCUCUCCGCUUUUCGAAGCCCAUCACCCUGCUUCCGGGAGAUGUCCGUCUCUCAGAAUUCCGCAGGCCCAGAGAGAGGGCUUCGGGGGUCGUAACCGUUUCCGCCUCCGCAAGCAGCCACACCAACUCCGACGCGGACCGUCUGGUGCGGCGGAUCAGGUCGGUCGCCGGCGCUCUGGUUCUCACCGCCGCGGCGGCGGCGGCGGCGGCGGCCUUGUCCGCCGGAAAGUUGGCCGCGUCCCCAGCUAGGGCUGAGGCCCUUUCCUCUCCCCCGAUGACUGAAGGGACAAGCAAGGAAGGAGAUGGCGACCAUGCCCCAUCCGCUCUCUCCCAGUUCCUCGAGUCCAACGCAGAAGCUGUGGAGACCCUGAGGACGCUGCUCUACGAGAAGCUGGACAACGGCGAGUUCCCCGAGGCCCUGCGCAUCCUCGAUCAGCUGAUAGCAGCUCGGCCAUCGGAAACAGAGUGGAGAUUCUUGGCGGUAAGGGUCUACAGCGAGCUGGGGGAGACCGGCGAAGCACGGCGGCUGCUGGAGGAGAUCUUAGCGGCGGACCCGCUAUCCUUCGAAGCCCUGUUCGAGAACGUCGUCCUGAUGGACAGGAGCGGUGAGGGGGAGGCGGCGAUGGCGCGCCUGGAGAGCGCGCUGGAGACGGCUAGGGAAGGGAAGAAGGAGAAGGAGGCGAGGGAGGUGCGGCUGAUCAUGGCCCAGUUGCAGUAUCUGCAGAAGAAGGUGGAGGAGGCACUCUCCAGCUACGAGGAGCUGGCGAGAGAGGAUCCCCGUGACUACCGCCCCUACUUCUGCCAGGGGGUGAUAUACUCCCUGCUUGAUCGCAACGAGGAGGCCAGGGAGAAGUUCGCCAAGUACAAGAUGCUCUCUCCCAGGAAGUUCGAUGUGGAGGGAUUCCUUCAGACCCCUCUCUCUCGGGUGAAGCUCUUCGGCACCGGCGACGCGGGGGCCUGA
Spirodela intermedia is the source of this 1050-nucleotide messenger RNA. Lineage: Eukaryota; Viridiplantae; Streptophyta; Magnoliopsida; Alismatales; Araceae. The record is from the annotation of a GenBank genome assembly.